CGGUGCAUUACGGGAUACAAAAUGUCUCCUCAGAGUGCUAGCUAAUGCCAAUUUAUGAGGGAUAACCGCGAAUAAAUAUAUAUUUUUCUCCUUUUUUCCCAGCGGUUGUAGAGUCAGUAUAUAUGUGAUACUUUAACUGUAUUCCGUUGAAGCCAUGUCAACAAAAGCGGAGUGCAGAGUGUCCAGCUCCACUUCCAGAACAGAUGAGAGGAGGAGAUCGAGGAGCAGAGGGCGAGAAAAAAGCAAGCGGAAACGCAGCCGGAGUAGAUCUUCCUCAUCAUCCUCUUCCAGUUCAUCGUCAUCAUCUUCAUCAUCCUCUUCCUCAUCAUCCUCUUCUUCAUCGGGUUCAUCACACUCAUCCAGCCGCAGUCGAAGCAGCUCCAGCAGCAGUGACUCCCGCAGUAAAUCCAGAAAGCAGUCUAAGAAAAGGAAAAAGGAGAAACAACACAAAAAAAAGGGAAAGAAAGAGAAGCGGCACAAACGUAAAAAAGACAAGAAAGCAAAAGGAGGAGAGGAAAACUCGGGACCUGUACAGAUCUCCAAGUACUUGAAGGACAGGAAAAAAGGCAAGUACAGCAUGAUUUCAGGGAAGAAGAUAAAGAUGAAAGUAAAGAAGUCAAAGAAAGACAAACAGCGGGAUAAAAAUCGGGCAGAACUUCUUGAGUUCUUGAACUCUACCCUGUGAUGCCACUGGACGCCAGUAGCGGUGGUCGGGCUCUUCAGCAGAACUCAGGAAACAACAACUCAGCCUUGAGGACGAGAUGAUGAAUACGACUUGAAUGAACACACGGGCAGCACUGAGCCAGAUGGAGGGAAGGAGCUGCAAAGUGAGAUGCUGCUGUCCAGGUUCCCCAUUCUUCAAUUUUUACUCCGAUCGCUUUUGUGACAUGAGCAGAGUUUUUGUUGAACGGUGUCUUUAUCUGUGGCCAAAUAGAUCACAUGAAGGUGUAAUUGUCAUCAGGCAGCGUCAGAGUGUUCAAAGUGGGUAAAGUGCCAGUCAUUGGCUUCUCAACUUUGCCUGUGGUUUGAACGUAUGCCAUCCCUCUAAAAGAGUACUCCACCGAUUUCGCAUUGCACAUUGUUGGACUCACAUUGGAGAAUGAUCAUUGUAAAAAUGAUCAGAGUUUAUGCAGCAGAGGCAGAGAUAUUGUCUGUUUUUUGUUCCAUGCAUUCUUCUGUCGUGUCAAAAUCUGCAUUAUCCAGAAUGCAACUUGACCGCUGACGGGUCGGUUGGAGAUUUGGGUAUGUUACGCUAGUUGUGGCUAAUGUACCCUCAAGCCUCUAGCUUCAUGCAGAGAUGAGGAGAGGGCUCCAGAGAUCUGGUGAGCUCAGUUUUUUCUCCAUACCAGAGCGGACACGAGUAACCUCACUUGAGGACAUCAGAUUUCAUACAGCUCCCUCUGGAGCCACAAAAGGCUUUAUAAACCUUUUUUUUUUUUUUUUUUUUUACCAUACAUGCAGAAGUACUCCCUAAGACCUGCAAACAGACUUUGAUGUGUAAAAUCGGUGAAGUUCUUCUUUGAAGUUCCAGAUAUUUUUUUCCAGCUGUCAAUCAUUCAUGUCAACUUUACUUCUUUUAGAACUGUCCAUUCUUUUGUAAAUACCUGCCCGUUAUGUUUUCACAGUAAAACUUGGCUGUCGGAACCACAGUAUGUACCAAUACCUUAGUUUUUAAUGUCUACAUUUUGUUUAAAAUGAAAUGAAAAUCGACUCUGCUUUGUGUUUAAUGAUUACUGUACCACUUACUCAUAACAUUCAUUCCCCAAAUUCUGUCACCUCUUUUAUCAAUCUUUUUUCAGCAUCAGUUACUUUAUUAAACUGAAAUACAAAACAAAAUUACUGUUAGCCCUUGUAUCAAACCAGUUAAAAAGCUUUAUAUGGACGAUGGAGUAAACCUGUUGUGAACUGUUGAAUUUUGCUGUGUGACAAACAGAAGAGAAACGGCAAUAAACUGAUGGGAAGAUUUUA
Messenger RNA from Seriola aureovittata, 1968 nucleotides. RefSeq lists its product as uncharacterized. The record is from RefSeq and is a predicted model, not a curated record. The coding region runs from base 155 to 685 and encodes 176 amino acids. The transcript has 7 exons. NCBI's taxonomy places the organism in Eukaryota, Metazoa, Chordata, Actinopteri, Carangiformes, Carangidae.